Rhagoletis pomonella (apple maggot) is the source of this 1813-nucleotide messenger RNA. Its product is annotated as PH and SEC7 domain-containing protein-like. The coding region runs from base 1538 to 1780 and encodes 80 amino acids. Gene Ontology annotation, biological process: protein localization to plasma membrane. NCBI's taxonomy places the organism in Eukaryota, Metazoa, Arthropoda, Insecta, Diptera, Tephritidae. The record is from RefSeq and is a predicted model, not a curated record. Gene Ontology annotation, cellular component: apical plasma membrane. Gene Ontology annotation, molecular function: protein binding; protein-membrane adaptor activity. The transcript is spliced from 2 exons.
UUGAACACGACGCAAGUAUUUCCAAUAAGACGCGUACGCGUACGAAUUGAGUGGUUUUUAGGUUGUAAAAAGUGGUUUGCAUAAUUUAAAUAAGUGAGAAGUUAUCUCCAAAAUUUGUGAAAUAACUUUAUCUUAGUAGAAAUAAAGUGAAAAAUUGGAAAUAUCAAACUGAAAAUGCAAAUUGUUGGCCUUCGUGAAGCGGUAGGAUACGACGCGAGUAUCUGACCGAAAAAGCUCAGUAGCGGCGGCCACAACGAUGUCGCGCUGACGUCGACGCAGACGAUAACGCGUCUACAGCUACAACGGACGAAGCAAAUCGACACGAACAUCGACAAUCGGAGUAAUAGUGAUGAUGAAGUAAACCCGUUGGGGCCUGUGGAAAAUUAAUUUUAAUUGAAAGAUAUUGCAAAAUCUGCUAAAGCAGUAAAAUCAAAUAAGAAAAGGUGUAGUGAUUGAAUGUAUAAAACGUAUGUAUAAAGUUGGUGAAUUGUGCGGAGCAGAGGUAUAGUGCUAUCGGAGUGCAAAGUCGGAGAAAAAACUUCAAGUGAAGGAAACGAGAAAUUAAUAUACGUAGAUAAGGGAGAAGUAAAGAAUUAGAAAACAGCGAAAAAGGUUGCACGUUAACGAUUUCAACGUUUGGUGGUUUCACGUACACCUUUUUGUGUUGUGGAUUGGGUUAAAAAGAAUUUGUGAAGCGAAACAAUUGCUAAAGAACAAACAAAACUGGUGGUUCACUGCGAUGCGCCAUUGCUUUCGGUGUUUGUGUUUUGUGUUCGCCGCGAAAGAGUGUACAGUGUAGGGAAGAAGUGGACGUCGAAGCAAGACUGCGCAGACAACGAAUUGAACAACAAAACAUUUGCGGCUGCUUGUUGGCUUUUUGCUAACGGCGACUGUAGCGCCGCGACUACGCCGACAUCGACUGCGUUAAUGACGGCAACUGCGUCUGUGACGGCGACAGUUGCAGCGACAGCGUCAUCGGUGUGACCAAGCCCAAAAAUCCAGUCAAGCACUACAAAACGCCAGCACGGAAAGUUCAUAGCACAGAAAAGAAGGAGAGAGCCAAGUUAGUGGCUGCGAAUGCGAACGACAAACAGUGAAAAGUGGUAGUUAAUUUUGUGAAGAACUUUUUGAAUAAAAGUCGAUAAAACAAUCAAGUAACGAAGUGAGUGCGAAGCUGGAACGAAGGUGGACGAUAGCCACCAAGAAGUACACGGUAAGCGGGCGAUACAAACCCUGCUAAGUACGAAUGUAAUAACUAGUAAUUAAAAAAAAAAAACAAUUAUAAACUUGGGAGUACGUCAAUUGCCACGACAGCGACGUUGACUGCUGAAUAAUCCCAUCUGAACAAAUCGCGACUAGGUACAUCGGCGGUGUGUGUGUGCGUGUUGUGAUUGCACAUUGUGCAGAGGCCAAUAGCCAACCAGUAUUUGUACACCUCAAAAGCCACAACAGCCAGCGCCAGCAGUAGGAGUACCUCCAAAGAGCAUUGGAUUUGUAACGACGGCAGCAAUAGUAGCUUCAGCACUGUGGCAUUAUAAUGGCUGCCGCUGAGGAACUGAAAGUGGUUUUGCGGCGCAAUGAGCAUUCCGGUUUUGGGUUUUCGCUGUUGGGUACAACCGGACCACCGCAUGUAAUCUACGAAAUACACGAGAAUUCACCGGCCGCUGAUAGUGCGGUCGAAGCUGGUGAUAUUAUUUUAAAAGUAAAUGGCACUGAUGUUCAUCGAUACACAACGAAAGAGGGUAAGUCUGCUAUACGGCUUUUUUCUUUGAAAUAUUGAUGGGUCCAUAAUUAAUUGAUUGCAUUCAAAUAA